Cylicocyclus nassatus is the source of this 188-nucleotide messenger RNA. NCBI's taxonomy places the organism in Eukaryota, Metazoa, Nematoda, Chromadorea, Rhabditida, Strongylidae. The record is from the annotation of a GenBank genome assembly.
GUAACAUGCCAAGCAAUUCGCUUAAUAUAGUAUUCUCACAACCACAAGGUGUCUAUCAUCCUGGCUGCAGUGUCUGCGGAACAGCUCAGCUAAAUCUUGAGGAGCCGAUGAAGGCAAGAUCUUUGACAAUUGGCAUUGAUGGCAGCGCGUUCACCAGAUGGAGCAAGCGGCGAAGUCGGACAGUAAGG